AUGACUCCCUCUGACCUCGCCCACCAGCCCAGCCCUCAUCCUCCCGCGCUGCCCGUCUCUGCCCUUGACCAGGAUAAUGAUAUCGAUAUUCCCGAUGCCGAUGACGUGGAAGAUAUCAAGAUAGCAGCCGCUCACAAGAGGCAGGACUCCUUCAGCUCCCAGGCUCGUUCACACUCUCGCUCCAGCAGCAUCGGAGGUGCCUCCUUUGGCUCCAUCGAGGAAGACAACACCGGAAUCGCUCAGUCCUUUGUUGAUACCAAGGAAAGCAACUCUUCCGGUGACAAGACGCAUGCCGCUGACUGUUCAGCUAGCAAGGCCAAAGAGCUCAAGGCUCCCAUCCCCGAUUUCUGCUGCCCCUGUGGAACCUUUCGAGGAUGGAAGCAGAUUCGUCUCGGCGGGAGAAAGCUGAGCAGAAGCUACAGCGACCUUCGUCUGCUUGGAGGAACCCAGGCCAGAGGAUGGGCAUGGGAAGAAGAAGUCCCUAACCCGGAACCGCCAAAGGCGCAACAACAGCAACAGCAAAAUGAGGACCAAGAAGAUGUGCUAGAAAUGCGUCGUCCUGCUCCCAGGGUGACCAAGAGAGCCUGUCUGGAGAGACUGCCGGUUGAGAUACUGGACGAAAUUAUAUCACACCUGGCUCUGGAUAUUCCACCAAACGGGUAUACUCCUCGAAAUGUCGAUUUGAUAUCCUGCCUGUUGACCUGCCGAACUCUGCACUCGGCUACCCUGGGAGUGCUAUACAGGCACAUCACCAUUCCCCACUCCAUCAUCUUCUCCAAGGCUCUUAACCAUAUUCGCCAGUAUCCCUCUCUAGGCACCAUUGUCAGACGACUGGACUUUUCACACUUUACCUCUGUUGGCCUCGGACGCACUCAGCAGAUGAACGUUGAAAUCCAGAACCUCACUGCAAAGACUCUGCUCCAGUGCCUUGACCUACUGCCAAAUCUCAAGGAGCUGCUUCUUCAGGAACAUGUCGAGGACGACGUGGACGGAGAUGUUGUGCGCAAGAUCUUCAUCACCAAGACUCUUCUCCGCGCAAUUGACUUCUGUGGCUGCUCCUCUGCCAAAUUCUCCUCUGGUUUCCUCAGUGCUGUCACGCAGGAGCCCGAAUUUCCCAGUGUCCUCCCAAAUCUCCGUCGUAUAUCCCUUCACGAAUGUACUGGGCUGCCCGACGAGGCCUUCCAGUCUCUUCUUCCCCGUCUUAUCAACCUCACCCAUCUUGACGUUGCUCAUACCCAGAUCAGCAAUAGCACCCUAUUCCUGAUCCCGUACACUGCUCGGCUCACCCAUCUCAACAUUUCGCGAUGCACCAAACUCACCGGCCCAGAGGUUGUCCGGUUCCUCUCUACCCACCCGGCAGUAACCUCUUCUCUGGUCUACCUCAAUCUCAUGGUCGACGCUUCUCGUCAUCGUAUCCUCGAGGAGGCGGAUGUACCAAAUCUCCUACCACACCUGAAAUCCACCCUCCGCUCUCUCAACCUGGGAGGAGCCCGUAUCACCUCCGCACACAUGCCUGACCUCCUCAGGCUCUCCAAGCAUGUCGAGGAAUUAGGCCUGUCCUCUGCAGACCUCACUCUCGACGACAUCAACUCCUUCUUUGCCCCUCCGCCAUCUUCAGCAACCGGCUCAUCCAACGCGACUCCCUGGCAGCCCUCUCAUCUCCGCUACCUCGACCUCACUCGUAACCCGUACUUGAAUCAAGCUGCGCUCUUCAACUCCAAGUCUUGUUUGCUGGUGACUCCCCAGAGCUACCCCUUACUCGUCAUUGAGAUGAGCGAGCGUAUCAUCGCCCCGCUGCGUUCUCGCAGCAAGUCCAACAACAACCGUAGCGGAUGGGUUGUCCGCGAACUCGGUAGGCGAGGCUGGUAUGUUCGCGAGCCCAGUGACGAUCCCUCUAUGCCUGUUGAUGACGGCCAGAGAAGCUGGAAGAUGGGCGCACAUUGGUGGGGAACCCGCAAGAUCCCUGUCUCUGUGGGCGACGUCGGCGGCAUCUAUGGACACUACAUGUUCAAAAAGUGA
This is a messenger RNA of Trichophyton benhamiae CBS 112371, 2019 nucleotides long. RefSeq lists its product as uncharacterized. The record is from RefSeq and is a predicted model, not a curated record. Gene Ontology annotation, cellular component: SCF ubiquitin ligase complex. The transcript has 2 exons. Gene Ontology annotation, biological process: SCF-dependent proteasomal ubiquitin-dependent protein catabolic process. The coding region runs from base 1 to 2019 and encodes 672 amino acids. NCBI's taxonomy places the organism in Eukaryota, Fungi, Ascomycota, Eurotiomycetes, Onygenales, Arthrodermataceae.